CGGGUCAUAAAAAAACCCUAUUUUUUUCAGCUGUAGUUGCAGUCUGAGUCGCGACAUAUAAAUUAUAUUUCCCACACUGUAAAGAUGAAUAAGGAGAGGCUCAUGAAAAUGGCUGGUGCAGUCCGCACCGGUGGGAAGGGUAGCAUGAGAAGGAAGAAGAAGGCUGUCCACAAGACUACCACCACUGACGACAAACGGUUACAGAGCACCCUCAAGAGAAUAGGAGUGAAUGCUAUUUCUGCUAUCGAGGAAGUCAACAUCUUCAAGGAUGAUGUUGUUAUCCAGUUUAUUAAUCCGAAAGUUCAAGCUUCUAUUGCUGCCAACACCUGGGUUGUUAGCGGUUCCCCCCAGACAAAGAAAUUGCAGGAUAUUCUCCCUGGAAUCAUCAACCAGUUGGGGCCAGAUAACUUGGACAACUUGAGGAAGUUGGCGGAGCAAUUCCAGAAGCAGGCACCUGCCGCCAGUAGUGGUACUGGUGCGACCACCACUCAGGAAGAGGAUGAUGAGGAGGUACCAGAUCUUGUACCUGGCGAGACCUUUGAAGCUGCAGCAGCAGAAGGCCAAGCUGCUAAAUAGUGUUUUAUUUUCUGUUAAAUUUAUCGCUAUGUUUUGGAUGAAUUACAAUUGUUUCUUUGUGACAUUUGUUUCUGGUGCUCUGUCUUGUACUCUUAAGAGUAAGCCUUUUUUUA
Hibiscus syriacus is the source of this 689-nucleotide messenger RNA. RefSeq names its product nascent polypeptide-associated complex subunit beta-like. The record is from RefSeq and is a predicted model, not a curated record. The coding region runs from base 85 to 576 and encodes 163 amino acids. NCBI's taxonomy places the organism in Eukaryota, Viridiplantae, Streptophyta, Magnoliopsida, Malvales, Malvaceae. Gene Ontology annotation, cellular component: cytosol; nascent polypeptide-associated complex. The transcript has 6 exons.